AUGCAGCGGGCACUUAUGGAUGGAAAACCAGCACGAUCAGUUGAAUUAAAUGACUGCGAAAAGGAUGCUGUGAAACAUCUUUGCUUGCUGACUAUGAAACCAAUCUUAUAUGUGGCUAAUGUAGCAGAACCGGAUCUCGCCGAGCCAGGAAGUAAUCCCCAUGUUAACGAAGUGAUGAAUCAUGCUUCUGAAUUGCAAUCUGGAAUUGUAACAAUCUCCGGAAUCAAAAGCAUGGAGAAUACUUGCAGGCAGCUUCAGCUGUUUUGGUGUUUGAUCCGAAUGACUGCUCCUCAAGCUACCGGAGUCGUUCACUCUGAUUUUGAGAAAGGCUUCAUUCGUGCCGAGACGGUAGCGUAUGAUGAUUUUGCUGCGGCCGGUUCAUUGUAG
This is a messenger RNA of Hibiscus syriacus, 387 nucleotides long. Its product is annotated as ribosome-binding ATPase YchF-like. Gene Ontology annotation, molecular function: ATP hydrolysis activity. The record is from RefSeq and is a predicted model, not a curated record. The transcript has 4 exons. Gene Ontology annotation, cellular component: cytoplasm. Lineage: Eukaryota; Viridiplantae; Streptophyta; Magnoliopsida; Malvales; Malvaceae. The coding region runs from base 1 to 387 and encodes 128 amino acids.